UAUUUCGAAUUGUUGAUAACAAGUGUUGAGAGUCUACGGAAAAGAAAUAUUCAUUCUAUACGACGCCUAAGACCCUUGAACAGAUAUGUUGCCCACAAUGGCUUUAAAAUAUCAACCCAGUGUGGUGAGUUGGGCGCUCUUCCUUUUGACACUUAGCGGGUACAGCGCUGCUCAGAUGCUUUAUGAAAACGAUUUCUGUGAUUUUGCUGGCUACGAAGGCACCUGCUUGCCAACGAGUAAAUGUUUUCAUCUGCAGUCCAUUAUGGAAGAGUUGGGACUAAAAAGUUAUAAUGUGGGACGUUGUGGCUUUACCAUUACAGAGGAGCUAAUAUGCUGUCCAAAGUGGCCAACACCCUUACAAAUGCCACCAGUACAAUUACCACCUGAGCUACCAAAUGAGUUUGUAGAUUUCUCAAAAGGAUUUACACUUCCUACAUCACAGGGAGGAGAGGAAACAAUUCAAAAUCCAUGGCAAAAUGUCAGUUUAGAUGAUAAAAUUAAUGCAAUAUUUAGUGGAGCAACUAGUAAUAAUAACGGUGUAUUAAAUGACGUAGCCUUAUGGAAUGUGAACGUAAAUGAAAACAGUAACGGUUUAUUAAAUGAGAGCACCCCGGUGUUGAGUGAAAAUACAGUUGAAAUAUUAAAUAAACAACCCGAGAAAACCGAAAACCUUGACGAUAUCUUGAAAAAACUAUUCGACGGUGCACCAGCCGUAAGUGAAAAGAAAAAUCAAGGUUUGCUCCCCGAAAACACUGUACUGGAUGAAAACAUAAGCGAAAGGGCACAAAAUAUUUUCGGUGGCAACACUGAUUCAGAUGGUAAGCUCAAUCAAAAUGCUUCCAGUGGUAGGCUCAUAAAGGAUGAAGAAGUGAACGAGAGAAUAAAAAAUAUCUUUAAUGUUAAUCCAGCACCAGUAGAAACCAAUAGCGAUCAACCAAAAGACCCCAUCGAUGCAGACCAAGCACCUGGUGACAGCCUAAAUGAAAGACUAAAAAAUAUAUUUAAUUUAAAUCAGGUUCAAGAUGAAAAUCCGCUAAAUCCGCAGCAGGAUAUAGUUUCGGUAAACCGAUCAACGGAUGGAAACGUAAACCGAAAUUUGCUCACCGGAAACAUCCCACGAGAUGAAAUCACCAAUGAAAAUUCUAAAAAUAUAUUCAAUGAACCAAGAGAAGAGUUUAUUGGAAGCUCGAAUACAGAUCAUCUUCCAGAUGAAAAACUCGCUGAGGGCAUAAAUAAACUAGAUGGAGAUCUUAAUGAAAAGUGGAAAAAUGUAUUUAAUGGCAGCUCAAUUGUCGAUGAAAAUCACAUUACAGAACCGUUAACUAAAUCUAUCGAUGACAAGCGCAGAGAAGGCAUAAUAAACACAAACCAACUGAACGUGAAUCCUGUUGGGUUGGGCGAUAAAGUUACCGAGAAAAAUUUAAGCACAAACUCGUUUGCCGGAAAUUUCUCGCCCAAUGGAAAACUAAGUUCAGAAAUACAGAAUCCAACCGUAAAAGAUUUUAACCCAGCGAUAUCGUUAGAAGGCAAUCCAUGGUUAGAUAACAAUCAAUUCAAUGGCAAUUUAGCGUCGCCUGUGUUGGGACAGGAGGUUAAACCAAUCCCAGUGCCAAUUGAAAGCGGAAAUUUAAUGCCAAGUGGUGACACAAAGGUUCGGGAUAGAGUUGAAAUUGAAACAAGCAAGAACGUAUUUGAAGAAAAUUCAGAUUUCGCCGCAGCGGCAGAAACUGAUAGUAGCAACGGUGCAUUUAAUUGGAAACCCGUAACGGUUGCAGACACAAAAGCUGCAGGGGAUAAUGAAUUUCAAGAGAAGACACCUUCAAAGUAUGAACCUUCUAAUAUUCCCUAUCCGGCCGUACCGGUUGGUGAUAUAACAGUCGGAUCGGAUAAUAUAUAUUUGGAUACUGAGCUCCAAGAAACACCAUCAAAGUAUGAACCUUCAAACAUUCCUUAUUCACCUGACAUACCACCACCACCAUACAUUGAGAGUACAUUUAAUAAAGACUCAAGCGAAAGUGACAGUGAGAGCUCAGAGAGUAUAAGUUUCUCUAGUGAAUAUGCCGGAAACGCUAAACAUUUUGAACUUCACAACAAUAAAGAUUAUUUUAAUAAUCUCCCAUCAAUUCAUCAAUUUAAUCAACCUCAGCCACCGCAGGAAAAUAAUGGCUUAUUUUAUGGACCUCCUCCACCAUAUGGACAUGCUUUUAAUGACAAUCCACAGAAUAUACCUAUUGUGGAUCAAGAGAAUGACAAUCAAAAUGGCAAUUCAAGAUUUAAGAGUAACGCCAGACAUAGAGACUCUAUGAUACAUGAAGUAAUCAGGGAUAGUGCGUUUGAUUUGGCCAACCGUUUAGUCCAAACAAGGCAAAAAGUUAUUAAUAAUUUAAAAACAGUUAAUCCAUUCCGGAAUUAUGUGAUUCAAACGAGAAAUGAACGUCGCAGGAGUCGAAAUAGGAAUCGGUUUCCUUGGCACUAGCGGCGAGCAGGCAUUUUCUAAAAAGCGUCUUUCAGAACAAUAAAUAUACAGGGUUUUCCAAUAAGAGGUUUUAUUUUGACAUUAAAAAAAAAACAUUGCAUUUUAUUUGGAUAAAAGAUCGGUUUUUAGUUUCAGUCUAUAGAGGAAGAUACAUUAUUAAUAAUAUAAAAUAAAAUCCACCAAAUGGACCCACUGUUAAGCUUAUAGGACCGUAACCUUUCUAUGAAAUCUUCCAUCACCAAAUCACAAAGUGGUUGCUGUGUGCUCUCAACAGCUUCACGAAUUCUAUCUUUGAGGUUUCAAAUCGACGUUGGCCAUGUGGCAGCAAAGGACUAAGGCGUAAGGUAUUAAAUCCAAUAGCGAUUAGCUCUUCGAGAGGAAACAUGGUCCGAAAACAUUCACCUUAAAAAAUCGAUGGUUUCGUUGCUUGUGUGGCACGUAGCGCAGGUUUUUUAAGAGUAAAAGGGGUCCAGUUCAAUACCGUCCAAUUCCGGCCAUAAAAAGUUAUUAAUUGUUUCUCGAUAGCGCAGUCUAUUCACCAUAACUGCAGUUCCAGCGUCAGUUUGCAAAAAGUGAGGUCCAAUGACUGCUGGACCAAAAAACGGAACAAACCGUUACACGUUGAGGAUGGAGAGGCCUUUUAACAACAAAUCUUGGUUCAUUAGUCCAGGUAAUUUUUCGAGGCAAUUCUGGAUCAUUUUCAUGCAUAUUUUCCAACAAUUUCUGUAUUGCGUUCCGACAAUGUGCUUUACGACGACUGAAAAAGGUUUUAGUUUUGUUUUAUUAAUUUCAAUGCAUUGUUGAAUCGAGUAUCGUGCCAGUUUUACGGCUGGCAUAGUUUAUACUUGUCAAAUCUACCAGAAUAGCAGGCCAUUCAAAAUAACACCUCUCAUUGGAAUACCAUAAAAAUGCCACGAAAUUAUAGAGUUAAGAAAAAUAAUAUAUUAUACAUAAAUAUAUAUAAAUAUUUAUGCGAAC
This is a messenger RNA of Ceratitis capitata (Mediterranean fruit fly), 3454 nucleotides long. RefSeq lists its product as uncharacterized. The record is from RefSeq and is a predicted model, not a curated record. The coding region runs from base 86 to 2476 and encodes 796 amino acids. NCBI's taxonomy places the organism in Eukaryota, Metazoa, Arthropoda, Insecta, Diptera, Tephritidae. The transcript is spliced from 4 exons.